GUUUGUCGGUUUGGGUAUGGUGGGCGGCGGCGAGGGGAUCGCGUUGGCGGCAGCGGCGGCGCCGGGGUGGCGGUGGGAGGAGGGCAUCAGUUCGUGGACCGGAGCAAGGUCAGGCAGGAUUCUGCUCUGCGACGGCGACGCCACCAGCUCGCGGGAGGCGCUGCGGCUCCUCUGCAACUGCUCAUACCAAGUUGUGCUGGUGCUGGUGAACAUUUUUGUUUCAGCAACUUGCGCAAAGUCUCCGCGGCAGGUGAUCAAUAUUCUCAACUACGAGAGCAGCGAGAUCGACAUCAUCCUGGCUGAGGUCGAUCUGCCGGUCACAAAGUGCUUCAGGAUGCUCAAGUACAUUGCCAGGAACACGGACCUGCGCCACAUCCCCAUCAUCAUGAUGUCCAACAGAGAUGAGGUCUCGGUUGUUGUCAAGUGCUUGCGGCUUGGGGCAGCUGAGUACCUGGUGAAGCCGCUGCGCACCAAUGAGCUGCUGAACCUUUGGACCCAUGUGUGGCGGCGGCCGGCGGAGACGGAUGCUUGGUUUGCCCGAGAAAAACUUCUUCAAUGACAACUUCGAGUUGGUGCUCUCAGAACCUACUGAUGCCAAUACAAAUAGCACCACCCUCCUCUCAGAUGAGACAGAUGAUAGGCCAAAAGAAAACAUGAAUCAAGAAACAGCAGGCACCUCAAAUCAACGUGAAUACGAGGCAACAUUAGGAAGUUUGUUGCAGUUCAGAUAUUCAUUUUGCUGUUUUAGUAUAUUUCCAUUUUUGUGCUUUGUGGUGCCACAAAGAUGUACCUGUUUUCCUUGUAUGCUGUAUGAUGAUGACAUGCUAAUUUGUACACAUCGAUACUAGUUUAAGCUCU
This is a messenger RNA of Panicum virgatum (switchgrass), 858 nucleotides long. RefSeq names its product two-component response regulator-like PRR1. The record is from RefSeq and is a predicted model, not a curated record. The coding region runs from base 17 to 559 and encodes 180 amino acids. Lineage: Eukaryota; Viridiplantae; Streptophyta; Magnoliopsida; Poales; Poaceae. Gene Ontology annotation, biological process: cytokinin-activated signaling pathway; phosphorelay signal transduction system. The transcript is spliced from 4 exons.